Messenger RNA from Papilio polytes (common Mormon), 1230 nucleotides. RefSeq lists its product as uncharacterized. Gene Ontology annotation, cellular component: plasma membrane. Gene Ontology annotation, biological process: sensory perception of smell; detection of chemical stimulus involved in sensory perception of smell. The record is from RefSeq and is a predicted model, not a curated record. The transcript has 7 exons. Gene Ontology annotation, molecular function: odorant binding; olfactory receptor activity. Bases 1 to 1230 code for a protein of 409 amino acids. NCBI's taxonomy places the organism in Eukaryota, Metazoa, Arthropoda, Insecta, Lepidoptera, Papilionidae.
AUGGUGUCACCAUUAGAUCUGAGUUAUAUGAAACUAGUUCGGUUUACUUUUAGCCUUAUAGAUUGUUGGCCCCAUCGUGAUAUGAAAAGCAAAAAUCCGAUUCCUCUGACUAACAAUAAAUUUUUAUUUUGCGUUAUAUUAUUUGUAUUCGUCGCCGAAUUAAUCUAUAUCAAAAAUAAUGUAGGAGUUUUGAGUUUUUUGAUUUUAGGCCAUACGUAUAUUACGGUACUUAUUACGUUCAAUAGUUUGUUCCGCUUAACAUUACCAUGGAAUAAGAAAUAUCGCCAACUUAUAAUUGAUUUCGUCGAAAAUAUUCAUGUUUUUCAUUACAAAGACGAAUCAGAAUAUUCCAAGAAAAUGCAUAACAAAAUUCACAAAGCGUCUCUCUACUUUAUUGUGUUUUUACAUGUGCAAAUGUAUUUUGGCAUUAUCUUAUUUAAUAUAACGCCUUUACUUAAUAAUAUAAAAGCAGGGUUAUUGGAAGAAAAAUUAUCUCCAAAUGUGACCAUAGAUAUAGAACUUUCAAUUUAUUAUGAUUUGCCAUUUGACAGUCAGGAAAAUUUAAAAGCGUAUUCUAUGGUUUUUCUUUUGAAUUUUUUCGUUAGUUUCGUUAAUACAUUUGUAAUGUGUAUAAACGAACUUUUUAUUUCCCUUAUCGCAAUCCAUCUUUGGGGCCAUUUUAAAAUUCUGGAAAAUAAUUUGAUAAAUUUUCCAUUACCGAAAUUGACUGAUCAAAAUAUCUCUUAUGAUGAAGAAGAAUCGAUAGCUGUGAAAAAUCUGCUUAUAAAAUAUAUGAAACAACAUCAAGUGGCAACUGAUUUUCUAUCAAAAACAGUUAAUGUUUUUGGACCGACAAUGUGCCUCUACUAUUUAUUCCAGCAAAUAAGCGAAUGCAUUGUUCUAUGUGAACUUUGCAAAUUGGACGCAGAAGCAUUGGGAAAAUAUGGAAUACUAACGCUUGUUAUAUUUCAACAAUUAAUACAGAUUUCCAUUGUAUACGAAAUUAUGGCGUCAAUGAAUGAAAAAAUCAUCAAGGCAGUUUAUAAUUUACCAUGGGAAUAUAUGUCCGUAGGUAACCAGAAAAUUGUAUUAUUUUUCCUUCAGAAUGUUCAAAUUCCUUUCAAUUUGAGAGCUCUAGACAUCGUUCCUAUUGGAGCACAGACUAUGGUUACGAUCAUAAGGACUUCUUUUUCUUAUUUCAUAAUGCUCCGUACGAUUGCCUACGAUUGA